GUAUAUUUUACCUUUUUAUCUAAACACAGCUACAAUAAAUAAACGGAGUAGACAACCCACUUAGAAAAUAAUUUUAACACAGUUCGGUUAAAAAGCAAAAGAAAAGACACAGCUGCAACUUUGAUCGUUGGUGGUGGUCAUUAUGGCCUCUCCUCCGCUUUGCUCUUUCUGUCACGGCCGCUUUACUUUCUCCUCCUCCAAAACAAUUCAUGAAGUUCUUCUCUAUCUUCUUCUCCUUUCUACAUUUUUGGGCUCUUUACCAAACUCAGUUCUUGGCGAGUGCAAGAACCCGCCAGUCAUAUUCAACUUUGGAGAUUCCAACUCGGACACUGGUGGACUUGUGGCCGGACUCGGUUACUCCAUCAACUUCCCAAAUGGUCGCACUUUCUUCCGCCGAUCGACCGGCCGGCUCUCUGAUGGCCGCCUCAUCAUUGAUUUUCUUUGCCAAAGUGUAGACACAACUUUCUUGAGCCCAUACCUGGACUCAAUGGGAUCCACUUUCUUAAAUGGUGCCAAUUUUGCAAUUGCAGGUUCUUCCACAUUACCUAAAAAUGUACCUUUCUCAUUAAAUAUACAGGUCAUGCAGUUUGUUCAUUUCAAGGAUCGCUCUAUUCAACUGGUUGCUGCAGGUUCAUUGCACUUCAUAGGUGAUGCAGGUUUCCGCAACGGGCUUUAUGUGAUUGAUAUAGGACAAAACGACCUGGCUGAUUCAUUUGCUAAGAAUCUAUCCUACAAGGAAGUUGUGAAGAAGAUUCCCUCAGUUAUAUUGGAGAUUAAAUAUGCUGUGGAGGACAUAUAUGCUCAAGGUGGCAGGAAAUUUUGGGUCCAUAAUACAGGGCCACUGGGAUGUCUUCCUCAAAAACUGUCAACAGUUCAAAAAGCUCCAGAUGACCUCGAUCCAUAUGGUUGUAUUUCGAGCUAUAAUGAUGCUGCAAGAGUUUUCAAUGAAGCUCUUCUUCUUCUGUGCGAAGAAUUGAGAUAUGAAAAGAAGGAUGCUACUAUUGUUUAUGUAGAUGUAUACACUAUCAAAUAUGACCUGAUAGCCAACUCCACCAAAUAUGGAUUUUCAUCUCCCCUCAUGGCGUGUUGUGGAUUUGGAGGACCUCCAUAUAACUAUGAUAUUAGGGUGACAUGUGGUCAUCCAGGCCACCAGGUCUGCGAUGAAGACUCAAAAUACGUAAGUUGGGAUGGAAUCCAUUAUACUGAAGCUGCAAACAGCAUCAUAGCCUCAAAAAUACUUUCCACUGAUUAUUCUACUCCAAGAAUUGCCUUUGAUUAUUUCUGCAACUGACUCCAGCAUGUUGUAUAUCCAUAAUUGUGCAUGCAAUGCUCAAUGUACCAUCCCAGUUCUUUGGAAAUUUGGGUAUCUGAUAUCUUGUUCGAUUAAGUAAAAAAUUGUCCUGCAAA
Molecule: messenger RNA, 1407 nt
Organism: Coffea arabica (coffee)
Lineage: Eukaryota; Viridiplantae; Streptophyta; Magnoliopsida; Gentianales; Rubiaceae
Product: GDSL esterase/lipase At1g09390-like
Molecular function (GO): hydrolase activity, acting on ester bonds
Source: RefSeq, a predicted model, not a curated record